CGAGCCAGCACGCGACGCGUUCCCUCCGCUUGACCUCCCUCCUCCACGCACAAUUGUGUGAAAGCAUUCGUUUGUUUGGACACGAUGCUUGGUGCUCUCUCGCCCGUAGUAUCGACUGGUUUACAAGCUCUUGGAGCCUUGUCUGCAGGAUGUUUCCUCCUGUCGUUUGGCACUGUUCUCUUGAAAGCGUUCGUCCUACCAGGGAUUUCACUGAAAAGAUUUGGAGCAAAGAAGGGGGCUUGGGCAGUUGUGACCGGUGCUUCCGACGGUAUUGGGCGCGAGUUUGCGUUGCAGCUUGCUAAAGCCGGGUUCAACGUCUUGCUUGCGGCCAGGAAUCCUGAAAAGCUGGCCACUGUGGCUUCGGAAAUACAAAGCAAAGUAGGGUCGGAUAUCAAGACCCAAACCUUUGUCAUAGAUUUUGCCCAUGCGGAUGACGCCGCGUAUGAAAAGUUUACGACUGCUCUUCAGGAUUUGGACGUCGGUGUACUUGUGAACAAUGUCGGGAAGUCGCACGAGAUGCCUGUAGACUUCGUCGAGACUCCUGCCGAAGAAAUCAGCGACAUUCUCACCAUAAACAUCAAAGCAACGCUUCGCGUUACCUCGGCUGUGACCCCUGGCAUGGUCUCCCGACGACGGGGUUUGGUUCUCAACUUAGGCUCCUUCGCUGGUGCUGCUCCAGCUCCUAUGCUAGCGACCUACUCGGCGUCAAAGGCCUUCCUCGCAACAUUCUCAGAUGCCCUUGCGGCUGAACUCGGACCCAAGGGCAUAGUUGUCGAGCAUUCGAACACUUACUUCGUCGUAUCUUCGAUGUCAAAAAUCCGCCGCGCAUCCGCGAUGGUGCCGACGCCAGCAUCCUAUGUUCGCUCGGUCCUCAAGUCUAUCACACCCGGCAACCAGACUCCAUACUGGAGUCACUCUCUCCUCGCAUACUUCAUGGGCCUUGCACCUGCUCGCUUCGUUCUUUGGUACACUCAUGCCCUUCACAAAGAUAUUCGUAAGCGGGCACUGAGGAAGAAGGAGCGGGAGGCGAAGAAAGCCUGAGGCUGUCGGACAACGAAAAGUACAGUCCAUAUAGAUCUCAUAUUUCCAAAAUACCUACUGUACCUUCACGUAUACUGCCCUGCUUGCACAACUACUAGCCUUCUGGUCGCCGUCAGAUCGAUCCCG
Stereum hirsutum FP-91666 SS1 is the source of this 1167-nucleotide messenger RNA. RefSeq names its product 3-ketoacyl-CoA reductase. Bases 85 to 1041 code for a protein of 318 amino acids. The transcript is spliced from 7 exons. Gene Ontology annotation, cellular component: endoplasmic reticulum. NCBI's taxonomy places the organism in Eukaryota, Fungi, Basidiomycota, Agaricomycetes, Russulales, Stereaceae. Gene Ontology annotation, molecular function: ketoreductase activity. The record is from RefSeq and is a predicted model, not a curated record. Gene Ontology annotation, biological process: fatty acid elongation.